CGCAAAAGAUUAAAGAAAAUGGUAAAACAAAUAAACAUAAGUCAAUACGUGCGUAUGUAUUUAUAAGAAGUGGAAAGGGUCGCUUGGGAAAUGCCACUAUCCCGAAAUUGCGUGCAAUGAGCCAAACCGGUUGACGGAAAUAAACAUAUUAAAUUUAAGUUUUGUUGAUUUUGGGGGAGGAAAUGCAUUACAAAUAAAAAUAAAAACUGCAUGCGCGCCUCUACUUUAAAAUGACAAGAAUUUGCAAUAUACGUGGAUCGUAAACAAAAUCCGUACAUAUAUUUUUAUGUAGAUGCGUUUGCCAAGUAAUGUGUGGAUGGUUAGAAAUGUGGGUAUAUAAAGAAGUGGUAAGAAGUUUAAGUUGCGUGGUGUAUAAAGACUGCAACGAGACGUAGCUACAGAUCUUUCAACAGACAACAGUUACCAAGAGCGCACGCGUGAAAGCCAGUUGGCGGUUGAAAAUUCGAACGAUAAAGAAAGUAUUUUUUUGUUUUUGUUUUGAUAAAAAACAUAAAAUGUUUUUCAAUGUGAUUAUUCUUACGACUUUACUGAGUGUUGGUUUUCACUCCACCACAUCCUAUACGGUGCCAUUCCAAGUGUUAGGUGUACAGCAAGUUAACCCUAUACCAACAUUUGAAGAACAAGUGGCCCUUUGGGCUGCACACCAGCCGGUGGACAAUUCUGUGCACCACAGCGAUGAAGGAUUACCAUUUCAAUUGCAGCAAAUUAGCACAAUCGCAGACUUCGAUAAGGAACAACAAACCAUACAUGCGCAAUCGGGUGGAGUAGACAAAGUUCAUGAACAACAACAACAUCCCACUUCAACAGCUUUAGCGCCAGCUGCAGUACAAGCCAGCCAUGAAGAUAGUGCUGAAGUGGAAGAAUAUGCUGGGUAUUACGCACCAUUCUACGAUGAUCAAGUAACUGUUUUCCCCCAAAUGGAUGAGAGCGACUCUGACGAAGAACAAGAAGUUUGGCCACCCGUGGGAAUAUAUCCUCCACCACCACCACCGCCAGUCAGACCCACAUAUUUCCCACCGUAUUACCCUCCACAACAUCCGGUAACAAAACCACCAACACGGCCAACAACAACUCGUCCAACAAUUCGCCCUCGACCACCCACUUACCCUUCACUGUAUCCUGAAUAUCCAACAUCGCGCCCCAAACCUCCACACUAUCCACAAUAUCCAUUAGAACCAUUGCCACAGUAUUCGACUACCACCCAGCGCCCUCCAUACAUCACGACGACGCCAAUCUAUCAGAAGCCUGGUGGCGAAGAUGUUGCUGUGUUGGAAAAUUAUCAAGUCAUUUCCGAAAAGGGCAUUAAGGAAUAUAAAUUGCGACUGAGUAAUGGAUUAACGGAUUAUAAAAAGAUAACGAAGAAACAUAUUGGCAAGAAAACAAUUUAUGUGCAAUCUGGUUACUAUUCGGUGCCGGUGGAUCCAACGAAAAACAAGUUCAAUUUGAUUCAUUAUAUUGCCGAUGAGAGGGGUUAUCGUGUUACUGGAGUGCAAAGAUGCUCAAAUGAACACCCGUGUAAAGUUGUAAAUGAAUAAAAGGAGGAGGAGUCCAGUAUUAAAUCAAUCGAUCCUUUUUACAAAUUGUACCUAUAUAUAAGUUUAUAAAUGUAUUGAA
Messenger RNA from Anastrepha ludens (Mexican fruit fly), 1635 nucleotides. RefSeq lists its product as uncharacterized. The record is from RefSeq and is a predicted model, not a curated record. The transcript is spliced from 3 exons. The coding region runs from base 516 to 1556 and encodes 346 amino acids. Lineage: Eukaryota; Metazoa; Arthropoda; Insecta; Diptera; Tephritidae.